Molecule: messenger RNA, 2060 nt
Organism: Cimex lectularius (bed bug)
Lineage: Eukaryota; Metazoa; Arthropoda; Insecta; Hemiptera; Cimicidae
Gene: Uba5
Product: ubiquitin-like modifier-activating enzyme 5
Exons: 7
Coding region: 118-1311 (397 amino acids)
Biological process (GO): protein ufmylation
Cellular component (GO): cytoplasm; cytosol
Molecular function (GO): UFM1 activating enzyme activity
Source: RefSeq, a predicted model, not a curated record
CUACACGUGUUCCCUUCUUCGGUUGUCAAACUCAAACGUUAACAGCUGUCAAUCUCCCCCGAACCGCCCUUCUCGCUUUUUGAAAUCUGCCAGUUUUUAUUUUAUUUUCUUAAUAAAAUGUCGGUUGAAGAACUCCAAAAAACUAUCGCAGACCUUAGAAACGAGCUGGAAAGAGAGAAGUCGAAAAACGAUGUGAUCUCCAGGGGCAAAAUCGAAGAAAUGUCGAGUGAAGUCGUUGACUCCAAUCCUUACAGUCGUUUAAUGGCUCUGAAAAGAAUGGGAAUUGUAUCUAAUUAUGAGAAAAUUCGUAAUUUUUCGGUCGCAGUUGUUGGAGUCGGAGGGGUUGGCAGUGUCACUGCUGAAAUGCUUACCCGAUGCGGUAUUGGAAAGCUGAUACUAUACGAUUAUGACAAAGUAGAAUUAGCAAAUAUGAACAGACUGUUCUUUCAACCACACCAGGCUGGUCUUUCAAAAGUUGAAGCUGCCGCUAGAACGCUGUCAUUUAUCAAUCCAGAUGUUGUGAUUGAAACUCAUAAUUACAACAUCACCACUGUUGACAACUUCAAUCAGUUCAUGGAGAGCAUUGAGCAUGGUGGAGUAGAAUCAGGCACUGCGGUGGACAUUGUGCUCAGUUGUGUUGACAAUUUUGAAGCGCGAAUGGCCAUAAAUGCAGCAUGUAAUGAAAUCAAUUUACCUUGGUUUGAGUCUGGGGUGGCUGAAAAUGCAGUUUCAGGUCAUAUACAAUUAAUUAUACCUGGAGAAACAGCUUGUUUUGCGUGUGCACCUCCUCUCCUCGUUGCGUCUGGAAUUGAUGAAAAAUCGUUAAAAAAAGAUGGGGUUUGUGCUGCAAGUUUACCUACUACUAUGGGAAUCAUCGCAGGGUUUUUAGUGCAGAAUACUUUAAAAAAAUUGCUUGCGUUCGGCGAAGUUACAAAAUAUUUAGGGUAUAGUGCACUCAAUGAUUUUUUCCCUACAAUGGAAUUAAGAGCUAAUCCACAGUGCGAUGAUUCAUUCUGCAGAAAACGACAAGAAGAAUAUGCCGCGAAACCAAAAGAAGUGAAAUUACAGGAAAAUAAAUCUGAUGUUGUAGUGCACGAAGACAAUGAUUGGGGUAUAACAUUAGUUGAUGAAACUCCUGCUGAAACCAGUGGCUUACAAAAGAAAGGUGCUGGAGAUGAAGUAAAAUUGGCAGAAGGGCUCCACAGGCAAUUCGAGCGAGAUACAACCGAAUUUCAAGAAGCGGGAGAAACAGUAACUGUUGAGGGAAAUGUUUCCAUAGAGGAAUUAAUGGCAAAACUGAACUCUCUGUGAUAAGAUUUUUUUUUAUUAUGUACAUGUGGGAAACAAGAUCUACAUAAAAUCGCCUCAUUCCUUAGCAUACAAUUUUCACCACAAAUGUCACUUUUUAAGUAUUUGUUAUUUUAAAAUAAAAAACCUAUACAAUUAAUACAUUUUAACUUACUUUACAAGUAAGAUGAACUGAUAUUUUGGAAUGUAAAUUUUUAAAUUUUAUUUUUUUUACUUUUGAACUUUAGCCUAGAAUUGAUAUUUUUCAUAGAAUCGCUUAUUAGUUCAAUAAUCUGGUGACAAAAUGAAACUGAUGGUCACCACAUACAGGUUAAAAUUAUGGGUCAACAUUUAUAAAAAAAAAUUUUUUUUUUCAAAUUUGCAAAAGUCAAUAUCAUCAAAUCAAAUUGGUAUAUUUUGCUAUUCAAUAUUUUACUUUAAAUUAAUACAGCAUAAAAUUUUUCUUUUACUUUAAGUGAUAAUGCAAAGUAUUCUUAUCUGUUUUGUCUUACAUUAUUGCUCAUUUGUGGAAAAAGUGUUUUUGAUACUUUACUUUUUUUAUUUAUUUUUAAUUAAAAAAAGUUUAUGUCUCUACUGUAUUUAAUAAGUGUUAUUAUUUAUGUAAAUGGAGAAACAGUUACACCAACAUUUUAAAAUUUUAUGUUCAAGUUAAUUGCUUGUUCGACUGAACUGCAUGGAUGAUUUACCUAAAAGAUCAAAAAAUAAAAUUGUUAAUAGAAAAUUCAAUUACAAGUGUUAUCUAUUUGAGAGAA